Molecule: messenger RNA, 1035 nt
Organism: Phyllotreta striolata
Lineage: Eukaryota; Metazoa; Arthropoda; Insecta; Coleoptera; Chrysomelidae
Source: the annotation of a GenBank genome assembly
ACCUAAAAAUACAUAUUAAAAUUAGUACAUAAUUCAAAUAUGAUAAUUCAAUCGCUUUAUAAAAAUAUCCCUAGGCCCUUAUUAAUAUUAUCGACUUUAGGAGCAGGCGUGGGCUUCGCGACACUUAUAAAGGAAUAUUUAGGAGGUAAAAAGUACCAAGGAAUAGGCGUAUCUCAUGCGGAAGGGAAAGUUGUCAUAGUUACCGGUGCCAAUACGGGAAUAGGAAAAGAGGUCGUUUGGGAGCUGGCAAGAAGGAAAGCCAAGAUUUACAUGGCAUGUAGAGAUAUGAGAAGAUGCGAAGCAGCCAGGGAGGAAAUUGUUUUGGACACCAAAAACAAGUACAUUUACUGUAGAAAAUGCGAUCUCGCCUCGUUAGAGUCUAUUAGAAAGUUCGUUAAGGAAUUCAAAUCACACGAAAACCGAUUAGAUGUACUUGUUAACAACGCAGGCGUAAUGAGAACUCCGAAUGAGAAGACACGAGACGGAUUCGAACUUCAAAUAGGCAUCAAUCACUUAGGGCAUUUCUUAUUAACCAAUCUUCUAUUAGAUUUACUAAAGAAAUCGGCUCCAAGUAGAAUAAUAAACGUAUCUAGCGUAGCUCACAAAAAGGGCAUAAUAAACCAAGACGAUUUAAACAGUGAUAAAUCGUACGAUCCUGCUGCUGCUUACGCCCAGAGUAAACUUGCAAAUAUAUUAUUCACUAACGAACUAUCAAAGAAAUUACUGGGCACUGGUGUUACAGUAAACAGUGUACACCCUGGUAUUGUUGAUACAGAAAUCAUAAGGCACAUGAGCUUCUUCAACAGUUGGAUAUCCACGAUCUUUAUUAAACCAUUUGUUUGGCCUUUCGUAAAGAGUCCUAAACAGGGAGCGCAAACGAUCAUUUAUUUAGCAGUAGACGAUAGAGUGGAGAAAACAACUGGGAAAUAUUUCGAUAAUUAUGAGGAAGCUGAAGUCAGCGAUGGAGCAAAAGAUGAAAAAAUAGCAAAGUGGCUAUGGUUGACUAGUGAAAAGUGGACGAGAUUGAUUGCUUAA